Molecule: messenger RNA, 3641 nt
Organism: Daphnia pulicaria
Lineage: Eukaryota; Metazoa; Arthropoda; Branchiopoda; Diplostraca; Daphniidae
Product: transcription initiation factor TFIID subunit 4-like
Exons: 8
Coding region: 2-3019 (1005 amino acids)
Biological process (GO): transcription initiation at RNA polymerase II promoter; DNA-templated transcription
Cellular component (GO): transcription factor TFIID complex
Molecular function (GO): DNA binding; protein heterodimerization activity; RNA polymerase II general transcription initiation factor activity
Source: RefSeq, a predicted model, not a curated record
AAUGAGCUGCUUACAGUCAGUUUGGGAACCGGGUUCGGAGCAGAAAAUGGCGUCUAGCUUCCUGGACGAUUUAAUCUCGAACCCGUCAGCGGAUGCCGACGCUGUCUCCGCGUUAGUUGGAUCACUUGAGAGCCAGUUGAGUAAUGCAAAUGUUGGUGCUAGUAAUAACACACAAGGCGGCGGCUUGGCUUUUACGACAAGCUCUACCUCAUCGGUUCCUCCACCGCUGCAGCCUGCCAUUACCCCGUCCGCUGCCACCACAACGGCAACAUUCGCGGGAAACUGCAGUAGCCUGCACGCAACAACAACUUGCGCGCCAGCAGCAUCAGUUCCGAUCGGAUCGGCGCUGUCAACGGUCCCUUCUUCAGUCUCUUCUAUUCAUUUACCAAACACCACCACCGUCCAUUCAAUACUUCCCAAUGGCAAUCCCAGUGGUAUGGUCAACAUCCAACAAUUUGCAGGAGGUGCUAUUGGUCUACCAAAUGGCACAGUGGUCACAAGUUCAGGGAACGUUAACACAACACUGUCUGGUAUGGUGAUCCAUCAGCAACAACAGAAGAUGGUAGCGUCAACAGCUACUUCUCAGCAACCUACGAUGAUCAUUCCGACUAAAGUUAACCAAACAGUAGCUUCAACAACAGUGAUGGGACAGCAACAGCAUCAUCAACAACAACAACAACAAACUGUGCUGAACACUAAUGGAACAGUCACCCUGAAUUCAUCUCAAGUGUUAAGACAGGGGACCCAAGUGGUUCAACAGCAGCAGCAGACGACCGUGAUAAAUAGUGCGGGGACAGGAAUUCUUCCUGCGGGUGUGCAAGUAGUGAACAUGAAUGCUAUGAGGCCGCAAAACGUACAAAACCUACAAAAUAUGGCCGCCUUGAACAAUCCAGCUCAUCGGACGCUUGCUCCUCGUGUGAUGUUGGCACCUCAACAGAUGGUUGGUGCUCGACCUGGACAAAUGGGAAUUACUUUACAAGCCUUACAAGGUUUCCAGGCUGCGGGAGCUCAGGGUCACUUGCUCGUCAAAACCGAAACGGGACAGUAUCAGCUCUUACGUGUCGGUCCCGGUCCUGUAGCCGGCACGACAGUUGGGUCACAAGUUGUAACUUCAAACAUUCCCUCGUUGCAAAAUGUGGCCCAACAGCAGCAGCAGCAACAACAACAACCUCAACAACAGCAGCAACAACAAAAUAUUCAACAAUUAACAACGACUUCGAACGCUGUGCCCACGAUGAAUCAAAACGUCGGGGCUACUUAUCGUUUGCAAGUCCCCGUGUCCACAACUAUUCAACCUGUGUCCGCUACGACUGCGGCACCUGUUGGUGGGAGUGUGUCUGUUACCCCUACGAACACUUCGGCUCCCACCGCAGCCCCAGCAUCAAAUCCAGCCAGUAAUUCUGGACAGAUGACCCCCGACACGGCCAAAGUCAAGUGCAAAAACUUUUUGUCCACUCUGCUACGUCUAGCGAGUGAACAGCCGGAAUCUGUGGCCACUAACGUUCAAAUGCUCAUUCAGGGUUUAGUUGAUGCGAAGGUUGAACCAGAGGAGUUUACAACGAAGCUCCAAAGAGAACUCAACUCCUCUCCUCAGCCUUGCCUCAUUCCAUUUCUCAAGAAAAGCUUGCCCUACUUGAGACAAUCCCUAGCUUUACGAGAGUUGCAUAUUGAUGGAAUCCGACCGCCAGCCUUAACUACGGUCAACGCUCCGCAGCCCAUGGUUAUACAACAACAACAUCCUCAACAACAGAGUGUUGUCAACCGAGUGAACGCCGGGCCAACGCAGAUACAAACUGUACGGCCAAUGGGUGGGCAAGUUCGACUCCAAACACCUACAAUGGUUGGCGCCUCUGCUGGCACUCUACCCGCUCCACGGCCACCUAGACCAGCAGCCAAUAAAGCCACUCCAAAGGCCAAAGCAGCCCAGCAGGCACCUAAAGUGACUGCCACGACAACGGCGGCCGCUGCCUCGACCACAAUGACGGCUGUUUCUACUAUCAAGACGGAGCCUUCCAUUACUUCCGAGUCCCCAGCGCCAAUCGCUUUUACCAUCCACCUGCCACAAGUCGGAGGAGUAACAUCAGCGCCGACUGCCAUAACGCCGGGUCCUACACCUUUGGUCACGGUAGCAUCGACGUCUUCGGUUCCGACGUCUAGUACGGCAACAAAGCCAACGACUUCGGCGGCAACAGUUUCCGUUGGUCCGGGUGGUAUCAAAGGUCCCCUACCUGUACCAACUGGGCCCAAAGACGCUUCGAAGGAGAAAAAAGCUUUUACGUUUGGUUCGUCUCUAGCUGGUCUAGCGGACAAUGACAUCAACGAUGUAGCGGCUAUGGGUGGAGUUAACUUGGCAGAAGAAUCGCAGCGUAUUCUUGGCUCCACCGAUAUGAUUGGUACUCAAAUUCGAUCCUGCAAAGACGAAAAUUUCCUUUUCACCGGUCCCUUGCAGAGGAGAAUCCAACAAAUUGCCUCCAGGAACGGUCUAGGAGAUCCUAGUCCGGAAGUAGUUUCGCUUAUAUCACAUGCCACUCAAGAACGAUUGAAAACAUUGUUGGAAAAGCUUGCCGUCACCGCCGAGCAUCGAAUGGAAGUUGUCAAAACAGACGCUCGUUACGAAGUCCAACAGGAUGUCAAGGGUCAGCUAAAAUUCCUCGAGGAACUGGACAAGUUGGAGCGACGAAGGCAUAGCGAGAUUCAACGCGAAAUGCUUUUGAAAGCAGCAAAAUCACGUUCGAAAGCUGAAGAUCCUGAACAGGCAAAGUUGAAAGCAAAAGCAAAGGAGAUGCAACGAGCGGAAAUGGAGGAACUGAGACAACGCGAGGCCAACAUGACAGCCUUGCAAGCUAUUGGUAUAAGGAAAAAGCCCAAACUCGACCUGGCUGGUACUACCGGCUCUUACAACCAGGUGCCUUUACGACCGCGUGUCAAGCGCGUAAAUCUUCGGGAUUUACUGUUCCUGCUAAAAGAAGAGAAAGGAACUAUAAGAUCCCCUCUGUUGUAUAAAGCUUAUCUCAAGUAGUCUUCUUUUGUCUCCCUCAUCUCUUAAAAAAACACACACACACGUAAGCGUUAAGUUGUUUGCCCAUCAACAUGCCUGUGAGAGGUGCACAUAAGGUUUCCCUAUGGGAGUAAAAAAAUGAAGCGUUUUAUUGGAGGGGAAAACAAGCCUCUGUCCGUCACACCGACACUCUUUAUGUUAAUUAAGAGCAACGUUAUGCAACCAUGUCCUUGUUCUCUUCUCCUCCUUCUCCUCCUCGCGACAUAUGUCCCCCGCCCAUCUUCUGUUGUACAUACUGUUGAUUUAUUUGUGCGGGGGGUGGCGUGAAAAUGUUCUUUUCUCUCUAUUUCAAUCUAUCUAUCUCUCUGAAAUGAUUAUGUCUUUUGUAUAAUGUAUCAGUGUGUGGAUGGUUAUGACGAAAUCAUGGAAUGCUUUAUAAUGACGCCACAUUUCAAUCUUGUAUCAACUUAAGAGAUUCAAUUGGAAUUGGGACCUGGUGGACGUUCACCUUCCCAUUCCUGAAUCUCCUUUUUAAUUCAAAUGUUCAUUUUUCUUCCCAUCGCAUUCGAAUGCAGUGCGUACGUGAUGUCGGACCAAAACAAGAGAGGCGAAGAAAAGAAAAUUUACGUUUUUUUUUUAAUUA